This is a messenger RNA of Zophobas morio, 1811 nucleotides long. Its product is annotated as protein takeout-like. The record is from RefSeq and is a predicted model, not a curated record. Lineage: Eukaryota; Metazoa; Arthropoda; Insecta; Coleoptera; Tenebrionidae. The transcript has 7 exons. The coding region runs from base 1040 to 1777 and encodes 245 amino acids.
AUAAUGCAAUUAAAAUGUUUCAAACAUUCUUCAAACCGCAGAAAAUGAACUACUUAGUAAAAAUAAUAAUCUGGGCCACUUUGGUAGCUACCGCUUUUGGGGCCAAAUUACCUCCUGGUUUUAAAAAAUGUAACUUAAAGCAAAUCUCCUCCCAGGAUUGUUUACCGAAAGCCAUCGAAAGUGCAAUAAAGCAGAUGAACCGUCCCAUAAAAAAAUUGGGCGUACUAGGUCUACAACCUUUGGUAAUACCAUCACUGAUCAUAGAUGCCGGCUCUCAGUUCUUAGUUGCUCAACAAAUUUAUAAGGAUAUGAAACUGUCGGGUUUUAACGAAACGUCUUGUUCGAAAGCUGAGUUUGAUUAUAAAAACAAAACCUUAAAUCUGGAGUGCGUUGUGCCGAAUUUCCGAAUGGACUUCCAUUAUGAGAUUCAUGGGAAAGUAAUGAUGGUGACUAUUUACGGAAAUGGGACAGGAUGGCUUCUUUUCCACAAUAAUGAGCUUGGACUUAGUUUUAAAUUUGGAGAAUACGAAAAGAAGGGUAACACAUAUUUCAAUAUUCUGUCCCAACAACUCAGGAUGCAGCCCACGGAUAUUGACUUUGAUCUUCAAAAUUUGUUUGACGGUGAUGAGGAAUCGACUCUUCGUAUGAAAAAGAUAUUAAAAGAAAACGCGUUGGAUAUUUACAAUGAAGUUAGGGCUGGUUAUGAAGAAGCUUAUGGAAAAGUGUUUGCUUAUGUUUUUGAAAAAAUUUUGGAAAAAGUGCCUGUGCCUGAAAUAUUUGGUUAAAAGAACGGUUAAUUGUUAUUUUAAAUAUUCGGCUGUCUACGAAAACAAAAAUAAACAAUGAAAAUUUGUUGCUAGUUUUUUCUAUUAAAAUCAUCUUAGAUAAAGGUAAACAACUCACAUAAUGAUAAUACUAUUCAGAAUAAUUACUAUAAAUAAACAUAACUUGUUAACCGAUCCAUUUUUAUAUUGUCAGGUGUACCUAUAUAAAUAUAUGGCAAAUAAAAUUUUUCUAACCAUUCCUCAAACAGAAGAAAAUGAAGCUGUUACUAGCAACACUUUGGACUUGUUUUGUAGUUACCAGCUUCGGGGCCAAAUUACCUUCUGGUUUCAAAAAAUGUAACCUAAAGCAAAUAUCCUCGGACAUGUGUCUGCCAAAAGCCAUCGAAAGUGCAAUAAAGGAGAUGGAUCAUCCUAUAAAAAAAUUAGGUUUAGUAAGCCUAGAAUCCUUGGUCAUUCCGUCCCUGAUUAUAGAUUCCGGUUCUCAGUAUGUGGCUACUAAACAAAUUUUCAAAAAUUUGAAACUGUCAGGUUUUAAUGAAACUUCCUGUUCCAAAGCUGGGUUUAAUUAUACAGAAAACACCUUAAACCUAGAGUGCGUCGUGCCAAAUUUUCGACUGGACUUCAAUUAUGAACUGCAUGGCCAAAUUAUGAUGUUGUCUGUUUAUGGAAACGGAACUGGAUGGAGUAUUUUCCGCGAUAAUCAACUUGGGCUUACUUUUAAACUUGGAGAAUAUGAAAAGAACGGUCAAAAAUAUUUUAACAUUCUUUCCCAGCAACUUGAUAUGCAACCCAGGGAUUUAGAUUUUGAUCUUCAAAAUUUGUUUGAUGGCGAUGAAGAAGCGGCUGAUCGGGUGAAGAAGAUAUUUAAGCAAAAUGCGUUGGAUAUUUAUCAUGAUGUUAAGAGUGGUUAUGAAGAAGCUUUUGGAAAAGUGUUUGCUUAUUUGUUUGAAAAGAUCUUAGAAAAAGUGCCUGUGUCUAAUAUCUUCGGUUAAAAAUCAGUGUUCAUUAGUUGUAAUGAUAUAAAAU